Molecule: messenger RNA, 380 nt
Organism: Drosophila subpulchrella
Lineage: Eukaryota; Metazoa; Arthropoda; Insecta; Diptera; Drosophilidae
Exons: 1
Coding region: 1-315 (104 amino acids)
Source: RefSeq, a predicted model, not a curated record
AUGAUUUCCGGAUUCAGCUUCUCUGCCCCACUAAUUGUGGCCCUGACCCUCACCCUGCUGACCCUCGCUUGGGCGGAUGAGUUUGACGUUGACUAUUCCAACGAGUACGACGAUGUGCGACCCCAUCUGGUUUAUCCGGACGAUCCGAGGCUGGACAAGCGGAUCGGCGAUGCGGCCCGAGAGUUUGGCCAGAACAUAACACAGGCCUGGCAAUCGAUGGUGGACUCCUUCAAGAACUACUUCGAGGAGCUCAAGAACCUGUUUGCCGAUACCACGGAUCCCAAUGCAGCCAACGAGGUCUUUUCUGAUAACUAAAAGUUGUGGUAAUCAAAUUGCCAAUAAAUGCAUUGCAACAAAUGGACGCGAUAUAAUUAAACUGA